AUGAACGCAACAGACAGGAACGUGAGUGCGAAGGUACAAAAGCACGUUAAUGGGAAAAUUCAGCAGUUAAUAGAUAUAAUGGAGACAAUAUAUGAUAAGAACUAUGAAAAAACGUUUUUAGUACAACGUGUGGUAAAGGACACAUUAGCUUCCUCUGAAAUGUAUGAUAUCAUAGUAAAUGCAUUAGUGGAAAAAGCAGUACCUAUGGUAAUCGAGGGAAUCAAGACGGAAAGUAAAACCAUACAAAGACCACUGUCAGAACCUCAGACAUCUCGGGAGUUUCCAUGUGUUAAAGAACAACCGCUAUUAGCCGAUGCCCUUAUUGAGACCACGGAGAAUGAAAGUUUCCAGGAAGUAAAGAAAAAGCAAAGAAGGAAAAAGGCUCUUCCACAAGUGGCCAAAGAGAUCGAGGCCUCUAAACCUAUAGCAGAGGAAAGUUUGACCAAGAAAAGGUCUACACAUCAGACUACGAUGGCCGAUAUUGUUAAAGGGCUUCCAUUAAAACCGAUGGAUACUACAAGACCAACUUAUGUUACCAUCGCUUCUCAAGGUAAAAGUGCAGCUGACAUCAUCAACAACCUGCCUUCUCCAACUGAACUAGGAGUCAAGGCGAGAGUUGUACGGGCGACCAAAGCUGGCUCAGUUUUAGUUUGUGUAGAUGAGGGUGCCCAUGCGAAAAAAAUAAUUGAAUGGCAAAAAUUAAAAGAAGUUGGGAUGGAGGCAAAACUAGCCUUAAAAAGAAAACCAAAAGUGGAGGUAAAAGGAGUUCCCCUUUCAUAG
Messenger RNA from Nezara viridula (southern green stink bug), 780 nucleotides. Lineage: Eukaryota; Metazoa; Arthropoda; Insecta; Hemiptera; Pentatomidae. The record is from the annotation of a GenBank genome assembly.